Molecule: messenger RNA, 629 nt
Organism: Onychostoma macrolepis
Lineage: Eukaryota; Metazoa; Chordata; Actinopteri; Cypriniformes; Cyprinidae
Exons: 4
Coding region: 229-624 (131 amino acids)
Source: RefSeq, a predicted model, not a curated record
GCAACAGAUGGAAGACUGACUGAGUGAGUGAGAGAAAGAGAGAGAGAGAGAGAAAGAAUGAGAUCCGGCGAGAUGGAUACGUUGUAACUUCAGAAAAUGACUGAACUCAAGAUCCAUCUGUGAACAGACAGAGGGGAACAUCUUGACAGAUCCCUUCAUUUUGCUGAAAGGGAAAAGCCGGUGGUCUCUGAGACUGAGAGGUGCUGCGUGCCUUUAUUUGGCUGUCAAAUGCACAGAUACGACAUGUUGACAGAAAGCAGGAAACGCAGACGCAGCUGUGAUGCUGAGGAGCUUCAGGUCUUGCCCCAGGCAAAGAGGUCUGGAGGUUAUUCCUUUCUCCCUGAGGUUGUCCGUGAUGUCUGGGACUCUGAGUCUUCCAGCAGUGACAGCAGUGGGAUCAGCAGUCCGGAGCAGAUGGCAAGAGCCACUUCCAACAUCCAGAAGACUGACCAAAGAGGACUCCAUGUAUCCCAGGCUCCCUGCAGCCCUGUUGCCCCCACCAUCUCAGCAGAAGAUCCGGCCGUCUCCUUGAGCCACAACCUCUCAUACGAUCACAUCAACCGUAUCUUAAGGGAGGCACACUUCAGUAGCCUGCAAACUCGUGGUCAGCAAGGGCCAACAUGAUCCAC